CCUGCACUCUGUCAGAGACGGGUUACUUAUAGUAACCUUCUUAUAAUUAAGACGUUAACGUUAAUUGCCAGACUCUAUAGGCAUUGUAGACUAAUUUUACAAUAAGUUCAAAUCAACCAAAGACCACCAUGGAAAAAGGUCAUCCUCCUCCUGUAAUAAUGAAUGAUCUGGACACCUGUGUGCUUCACAGCUCGUAGCAACAUGACAGAGUUUUGGAAGGAGCACUCCAAGGACGCCACAGUGGAGGAGAUGAUGCUGGACUCUCGUGCCAGGGAACUGACCCAGCAGGAGGUGCCCGAGAUCCUCUCCAUGCUGCCCUGCCUGGAUGGGUACAGAGUGCUGGAACUGGGAGCUGGCAUCGGUCGUUACACCAGCCACCUGCUGACCAAGGCCAGCCACGUGACGGCUGUGGACUUCAUGGACAGCUUUGUGGAGAGGAAUAGGCAGAACAAUGGUCACCAUAGCAACGCUACCUUCAUCCAAGCUGAUGUCACAAAGCUGGAUGUCCCCCAAAACAGCACUGACUUCAUCUUCUCCAACUGGCUGCUGAUGUACCUGAGUGACGAGGAGCUGAAGUCCUCUAUGGAGAAGAUGCUGGGCUGGCUGCGGCCCGGUGGCUUUCUUUUCUUCAGAGAGUCCUGCAACCACCGGUCAGGUGACUCCAAGAGGGACUUCAACCCCACCUGCUACCGCACUGACGCACAAUACAGCCGCCUGGUAUCCUCAGUACAAGUGGAGGGGCCAGAGGGGGGCCAAAAGUUUGGUUUCGACAUUGUGUUGAAAAAGAAAGUUCAGACCUAUAUUGAGAUGAAAAACAAUCCGAAUCAGAUCUGCUGGCUGCUGGAGAAGGUUCCCCGCUCCUCCAACACCCAGAACGGAUUCAACACCUUCCAGCAGUUCCUGGACAACCAGCAGUACACCAACCGUGGUAUCCUACGCUAUGAGAAGAUGUUCGGGGCUGGUUAUGUCAGCACAGGCGGGCCGAGCACCACCAAGGAGUUUGUGGAUCUGCUGAACCUGAAGCCCGGACAGAAGGUCCUGGAUGUUGGCUGUGGCAUUGGUGGAGGAGACUUCUACAUGGCAAAGACCUUUGGAGUGGAAGUGCUUGGCCUGGACCUGUCAGACAACAUGGUGAACAUCGCAAUGGAGAGGGCGAUCACUGAGAAGCUGCCAUCAGUCCAGUUUGAGGUGGCUGAUGCCACUAAGAGGAAGUUCGCAGAAGGUUCCUUUGAUGUGAUCUACAGCAGAGACACUAUCCUGCACAUAGAUGAUAAACUGGCACUCUUCAAACGCUUCCAUUCGUGGUUAAAGCCAGGUGGCCGGUUGCUUAUCAGCGAUUACUGCUGUGGGGAGAAGCCCUGGACACCAGUGUUCGAGGCCUACGUCAAACAGAGAGGCUACGUCCUCUUUACACCCUCACAGUAUGGCAAGUUCAUUGAGGAAGCUGGUUUCUGCAAUGUUCGGGCAGAAGACCGGACAGCCCAGUUCAUCCAGGUCAUUAAGACAGAGCUGCAGAGAGCAGAGGCCAUCAAGGAUGAAUUCAUUGAGGAAUUCUCUGAAGAAGACUAUUUUGCAAUAGAAAAUGGAUGGAGAGAAAAACUGGGGCGUUCCAACAGUGGAGACCAACGAUGGGGACUAUUUUAUGCAACAAGGGAUUGAAUGAUUGCACUAAGAAUGGAGAAGAUAAUAAAAGAGAAAAAGGAA
Siniperca chuatsi (mandarin fish) is the source of this 1704-nucleotide messenger RNA. It is a transcript of the gene pmt, whose product is annotated as phosphoethanolamine methyltransferase. The transcript is spliced from 12 exons. Lineage: Eukaryota; Metazoa; Chordata; Actinopteri; Centrarchiformes; Sinipercidae. The record is from RefSeq and is a predicted model, not a curated record. Bases 163 to 1659 code for a protein of 498 amino acids.